Molossus molossus (Pallas's mastiff bat) is the source of this 6613-nucleotide messenger RNA. It is a transcript of the gene ERN1, whose product is annotated as endoplasmic reticulum to nucleus signaling 1. Gene Ontology annotation, biological process: mRNA processing; IRE1-mediated unfolded protein response; intrinsic apoptotic signaling pathway in response to endoplasmic reticulum stress. Gene Ontology annotation, molecular function: ATP binding; RNA endonuclease activity; protein serine/threonine kinase activity. Gene Ontology annotation, cellular component: IRE1-TRAF2-ASK1 complex. The transcript is spliced from 22 exons. NCBI's taxonomy places the organism in Eukaryota, Metazoa, Chordata, Mammalia, Chiroptera, Molossidae. The record is from RefSeq and is a predicted model, not a curated record. The coding region runs from base 156 to 3080 and encodes 974 amino acids.
GGGAAUGGGGGUGCCGCCACCGCCUAGUCAGCUCUGCGUUCGCUGAAGACCGGUACCACCGCGCUGUCGUCGCGGCGCCCCCGCCCUGUGCUCUGCCCGCCCUCGCCGACCCCGGUAGCGGCUGGCGGACCCGGAGCCAGGACGGAGUUCUCGCCAUGCCAGCCCGGCGGCUGCUGCUGCUGCUGGCGCUGCUGCUGCCCGGCCCCAGGAUUUUUGGAAGUCCCAGCACGGUGACCCUUCCUGAAACCUUGUUGUUUGUGUCAACCCUCGAUGGAAGUUUGCAUGCUGUCAGCAAGAGGACAGGCUCGAUCAAAUGGACUUUAAAAGAAGAUCCAGUUCUGCAGGUUCCAACGCACGUUGAAGAGCCUGCCUUCCUCCCCGAUCCCAAUGACGGCAGCCUGUACACACUUGGGGGCAAGAACAAUGAAGGCCUGACGAAACUUCCCUUCACCAUCCCUGAGUUGGUCCAGGCAUCCCCAUGCCGAAGUUCAGAUGGGAUUCUCUACAUGGGUAAAAAGCAGGACAUUUGGUAUGUCAUUGACCUUUUGACCGGGGAGAAGCAGCAGACUUUGUCAUCGACCUUUGCAGAUAGUCUCUGCCCUUCAGCCUCUCUUCUGUAUCUUGGGAGAACAGAAUACACCAUCACCAUGUACGACACCAAAACCCGAGAGCUGCGGUGGAACGCCACCUACUUCGACUACGCGGCCUCGCUGCCCGAGGACGACGUGGACGACAAGAUGUCCCAUUUUGUGUCCAAUGGCGACGGGCUGGUGGUGACUGUGGACAGUGAAUCAGGUGACGUGCUGUGGAUCCAAAACUAUGCUUCUCCCGUGGUGGCCUUUUAUGUCUGGCAGCGGGAGGGGCUGAGGAAGGUGAUACACACCAAUGUCGCCGUGGAGACCCUGCGCUACCUGACCUUCAUGUCCGGGGAGGUGGGGCGCAUCACCAAGUGGAAGUACCCCUUCCCCAAGGAGACGGAGGCCAAGAGCAAGCUGACGCCCACCCUGUAUGUCGGGAAAUACUCUACUAGCCUCUACGCCUCCCCGUCAAUGGUCCACGAGGGGGUCGCUGUUGUGCCCCGAGGCAGCACUCUCCCUUUGCUGGAGGGCCCCCAGACUGAUGGUGUCACCAUUGGGGACAAAGGGGAGUGUGUGAUCACACCCAGCACCGACCUAAAGUUUAACCCUGGGCUCAAAGGGAAGAACAAGCUCAACUACUUGAGGAACUACUGGCUUCUGAUUGGGCACCAUGAAACACCGCUGUCCGCGUCCACCAAGAUGCUGGAGAGAUUCCCCAACAAUCUGCCCAAGCACCGGGAGAAUGUGAUUCCUGCCGACUCGGAGAAAAAGAGCCGUGAGGAAGUUAUCCACCUGGUGGACCAGACUUCUCCAAAUGCACCCACCGCCGUUUCUCAGGACAUGGAGGCAAAGUUUGCUCAUGCCCCUGCCAAGCCCGAGGCCCCCAUGGACUCCAUGCUCAAGGACAUCGCCACCAUCAUCCUCAGCACCUUCCUGCUCCUCGGCUGGGUGGCCUUCAUCAUCACCUACCCCAUGAGCAUGCACGAGCAGCGGCAGCUCCAGCACCAGCAGUUCCAGAAGGAACUGGAGAAAAUCCAGCUCCUGCAACAGCAGCAGCUACCCUUCCAUGCACCUGGAGACAUGGCUCAGGACGCUGAGCUCCUGGACUCGUCCGGCUUAUACUCGGAGAGCUCGGGCACCAGCAGCCCCAGCACGUCCCCCAGAGCCUCCAACCACUCCCUUCACUCCAGCAGCUCUGCCUCCAAGGCGGGCAGCCCCUCCCUGGAGCAGGAUGACGAGGAUGAGGAAACCAGCAUGGUGAUGGUUGGGAAAAUUUCAUUCUGCCCCAAGGAUGUCCUGGGCCACGGAGCGGAGGGCACGAUUGUGUACCGGGGCAUGUUCGACAACCGUGACGUGGCCGUCAAGAGGAUCCUCCCCGAGUGCUUCAGUUUCGCCGACCGCGAGGUCCAGCUGCUGCGAGAAUCUGACGAGCACCCGAACGUGAUCCGGUACUUCUGCACAGAGAGGGACCGGCAGUUCCAGUACAUCGCCAUUGAGCUGUGCACGGCCACGCUGCAGGAGUACGUGGAGCAGAAGGACUUCGCCCACCUCGGCCUGGAGCCCAUCGCCCUGCUGCAGCAGACCACCUCCGGCCUGGCCCACCUGCACUCCCUCAACAUUGUUCACAGAGACCUGAAGCCGCACAACAUCCUCCUCUCCAUGCCCAGUGCCCACGGCAGGAUCAAGGCCAUGAUCUCUGACUUCGGCCUCUGCAAGAAGCUGGCCGUGGGCAGGCACAGCUUCAGCCGCCGUUCGGGGGUGCCCGGCACCGAAGGCUGGAUCGCUCCGGAGAUGCUGAGCGAAGACUGCAAGGAGAACCCCACCUACACAGUGGACAUCUUCUCUGCUGGCUGCGUCUUUUACUACGUGAUUUCUGAGGGCAGCCACCCUUUCGGCAAGUCCCUGCAGCGGCAGGCCAACAUCCUCCUGGGCGCCUACAGCCUCGACUGCUUGCACCCCGAGAAGCAUGAAGACGUCAUCGCCCGGGAACUGAUAGAGAAGAUGAUCGCAAUGGAUCCUCAGAAGCGCCCGUCAGCGAAGCACGUGCUGAAACACCCCUUCUUCUGGAGCCUGGAGAAGCAGCUGCAGUUCUUCCAGGACGUGAGUGACCGAAUCGAAAGGGAAUCCCUGGACGGCCCGAUCGUGAAGCAGCUGGAGAGAGGCGGGAGAGCUGUGGUGAAGAUGGACUGGAGGGAGAACAUCACCGUCCCCCUCCAGACAGAUCUGCGCAAGUUCAGAACCUACAAAGGCGGCUCCGUCAGAGAUCUCCUCCGAGCCAUGAGAAAUAAGAAGCACCACUACCGGGAGCUCCCCGCGGAGGUGCGGGAGACCCUGGGCUCCCUCCCCGACGACUUCGUGCGCUACUUCACGUCCCGCUUCCCCCACCUCCUCUCACACACCUACCGGGCCAUGGAGCUGUGCAGCCACGAGAGGCUCUUCCAGCCCUACUACGUCCACCUGCCCCCGGAGCCUCAGCCCCCAGUGACUCCAGACACCCUCUGAGCCAGGGCCUGAUGUCUGCAAGCCAGAGCCUGAGGCCUACCCGCUGAGCAAGGAGGCCAGGCUCCCAAACCCAGUGCCUUGAGCUGCCUGCUCUGCGGCCAGCAGAGGAGGGUGCUGACCCCGGGAAGGGGAGAGGUGACCUCCUGACCUGCAGGAAGCUGGGAACAUGUGCCUGUGAAAACGUUGUCAUCAGGGAACAUCUGCAAGAAGGGCCCGUCCCAGAGGCAGCAACAGGACGCCCCCACUCCUGGAUGAACUUGCAUCUUUAAACUUCCCGUUGGAUGCCAGCCUGUGGGCCUUCAAGGAAGAGAGAGGAAGAAAUCCUGAGUUCUGCCUGCGUGCUGGGACCAGGAGCGUCUCUCUCCUCGACCAGCAGGCGGGACACUAAGCACAGCCUCUGCUGGAGGUGGGGCCGGAGAGGUGAGGGUGCUGGGAGGAGCAGGACAGUCACAGGGUGUCGUCCCUGGGGGCAGAGAGCACCGAUCACUGACCACAAGUGCACCCAGGUAUCCCAGGAUCCCAGGUCACAGUAGCCAGUGUUUCCGGGAGCUGCGAGAGCCUCGAGCGUGGGGCUGCGGUGCUGGGACAGGUCAGCAGCGCGUGCUGGGGGGACGCUCUGUUCUGAGGCAGCUGCGGCCCGGUGUGCUGGUAGCCUGAAUAGUGGCCUUGGGUGACCUUGUGCCCUGGACCGUUUAGGGAUGUUUAGGAAUAUAUGGGGGCAAGAAGUGAUCAUUCCCUGGCCAUCAAGGACCCAGGCAGGGACAGGCCUUCAGGACUGGAGGGGAGCAGGCCUCAGGGGCCACAGUGGCCACCUGGGAAAGCCCUGGGCCAGAGGGAGGUGAUGAGGCUUCUGUCCCUGGAGCCAGCGGGAUCGGCCUAGGGGUGGGAGCCAGGGUCACCGUGUACUUCGUGGACAGGAUUUUCUGUUUCUCUUGGUAGAUUUUAACUUUAUAUUUUGAUCAUGCUGUAGAAGGCUACAUUAGCACAGGUAAGUUAAACUUAACUUGAAGCUUACUCAUGAAGGAAAAAUGCAAUACCUCUAUUUCGUGUGGUACCGAAAACCCCCAGCCCCCCAGGAAGAGUGUUCGUAGUCAGAACAUUUCUCUAGUGCUGAUGAAGAGUGCAGCAUUCUGGCAUUACUACGUGUUAACCUCACAGUAACACUCCCUAAAUUGUUAAUAUUAUGUUUUUUCCCCCCUAAAUUUAACACAAUUUUCAAGUUUUAGUUUCCGUCAGGAAUUCCUGUCUUUUCUCUACUGAGAGCCUUAGAGGUUGGCUGAGGCAGGGCACCCCGUGAGGAAGUUCUCGCGUCAUUUCUCCAACGGGGGAACAGGUCGUCGCGGUCCAGCCCCCGUGAACCGGGGGACUCCACGUGGGAGCACGGUCGUUACCAUCAAGUUUUACUGCCCGGCAGAGAUCACUGUUUCUGAUUGUGUGACACCUUCGGUGGGUCGUGCAUGAAGGCCACACAUCCGGACCCCUCGUUCUGCCUUUGUAGACUUCCGUUCCCUUCCUUCAUAAUCCUCAAAUCGCUUUUUCUCUUAAAUUAAUAUUAUCCUGCAUCUUGCAACCUCAUCGGUUACCUCAUUUCGACCUUGGAACCCUGGCGCCCUUGGUUGGCAUGGUGACUCCACCACGCUGUUUGUUUCAGGAGCACAGCCGGACAGGUUCCUUCUCCCCGCUCCGAUCGGCCUGUGCCGGCUCUGCUCAGCGGGUCACUUUGCCCCUGGGCCCGAGAGACAGGUGGAGAAGGUGCCACGAGUGACUCGGGGGCUGGCGGCUUUCUGUGCCGCUGUGUCACUGCUGGGUUCUUGGGGAGCAGCCAGGUCGCCGCUCGCUGCCAGUCCUCGUCUUCUCUCUGUCUUGGUUCAGCGUGCCUGCAGGACAGCUUCUUCUGAAAAUGCCUUUUCUGCUGAUCAUACCCAACUUUCUCAAGCUCAGCAUUCACCGUAUACUGGGAUACUGGGUGCUAGGAACAGACAGAUGGACAAGAUAGGCAAACCCCCGCUUUCCUAAGGGCCUGUGGUGAGAGACAACAGUGAGUAACACUAGUACUGUGAAGAAGCCCGGGGGGGGGGCGCGUGCGUUUGGGCCUUGCACCUUUUCAGUCUUGAAGCCACCCGUGUCCCAGGACCCAUCGGAACUGGUCAGGUUGCUUUCUGUCCAUCGUCUCUUCAUCACCUUUAGGACCCGUCACUCGUCAGUCCUUCAGGCGGUUUGAAGAGGCCUUGCAUGGACACUUGUCAUGAAAACUCCUUGAACAUCCUCUGAUAGACCCCGUUUCAGUCUCCGAAAUGGGGGUUUCCUUGGUGCAGCUGAGCUAUUUGACCUUUCGUACGAUUCCCGGAAGGCUGUUGUCAUCUUAGAAGUAUUCGGUCUUCACUUCUACAACAGAAUUUAGUUGCAUCUGUUAGGAAUCCUGAGGACACUAUAAUUUAUUCAUGUCUUAGGUUGAACCUUGUAUUGAAUCUCCGGAGCACACCUGCCAGAAUUUCUCUUGUUGCUUCUGGAGCUUUAAUCUCAUUGUAUAAAGACCUCCACACAGCGCUAGGCGUCCGAGCAUUUGCACUUUAGGGAGUCACUGGUGUUACUUGAUACGUCUCUAAACCAUCCAGUUGCUGAGGUACGAAACCCUGAGUGCAGAGGUGUCCUCCCCUCCCCCGGCCUCAGUGCCGCAGUCACCUUAGGUUCUUCCCGUGGGGCGUCUCCCUCACCCUUUCUGUGCAUUAGAUUGGAAGGUCCGCAGUUAGUGGGUCCAGCGGCCUUUCUUUCCAUCAAGAAAGGUUCGUAUCAGCAUUCAUCCUGGUCCUUUCGGUGAGGCUGUGUGUGGACACGGCUCGUGCAUCUUUGCAGCUCCUUCUCGCGGCAGUUACAGACGAGUUGGUCGUUGAUCUGACCUCUCGCGAUGCAGGCCCUUUGGGUUGCAGGGCUUUCUCCUCUUGGCCGCUGCCUUUUUAGAGGCUGGACUCCGGCCAGCUUCACAUUUCCCAAGACUGUUCCCGUCCUCUGUCCCUGUUCAUCGGAUCCUCAGCCUUGAGGUCCUCGCGGGAGGUGCCCUGGCUGUGCUCCCACGCCUGCGUCGGGGAAGAGCUAGGAGAGAGCCCAGCACCGCUGUGCAGGCCCCUUAAAUUCUCCGUAGCUCGCUCUGCCCAUUCGUUUCUGAAAUCCCUUCUCUUCGUCCCCCAGCGUUUCCUUGCCCCGGCCAUCCCUUCACCAGCCUGGAGCUGUCGUUUAGAUGAGUGUGGCCUGGCAUCGGCCUUUCCGAGGAAGUCGUCGGGCAUCCCGUACAGAGGAGCCAGAUUCCACCUUUCCAGGGUUGGACCGUUAGCUUUUAAACCAAAGUGUCUCCUCUUCCAUACUUUUUUAUGAAACAGUGAUUUUCCAUGAGUAACUCUGGUUCUGGCUUUUGUAGCAGCACUCAAAUCUCUUCUGUGUUCAUUGGAAAACCACAGAGAACCGUCUGUAGUGAGCCUCCCCCUGGAGCAGCCUUAACCAGCAACUCCGGCCAAAGCCCCCCUCCCCGCCUCCCCAAG